Messenger RNA from Plasmodium gallinaceum, 2544 nucleotides. Its product is annotated as ribonucleoside-diphosphate reductase, large, putative. Bases 1 to 2544 code for a protein of 847 amino acids. NCBI's taxonomy places the organism in Eukaryota, Apicomplexa, Aconoidasida, Haemosporida, Plasmodiidae. Gene Ontology annotation, biological process: deoxyribonucleotide biosynthetic process; DNA replication. The transcript is spliced from 2 exons. Gene Ontology annotation, cellular component: ribonucleoside-diphosphate reductase complex. The record is from RefSeq and is a predicted model, not a curated record. Gene Ontology annotation, molecular function: ribonucleoside-diphosphate reductase activity, thioredoxin disulfide as acceptor; ATP binding.
AUGAGUGAUAAUAUAAAAAGAUUGCCAUUACAGUCCGAAAAUAUGGAAGUAAAAAAAACAUUAUCAGGAAGAGUAGCUGAUGAUGGUAUAAAAAGAACCCCAUCUGGAAAGCCAAUACAAACAAUGUAUGUAUUAAAUAGAAAAGGAGAAGAAGAAGAUAUUUCUUUUGAUCAGAUUUUGAAAAGAAUACAAAGAUUAUCUUAUGGUCUUCAUGAAUUGGUUGAUCCAGCUAGAGUAACCCAAGGAGUGAUUAAUGGAAUGUAUAGUGGAAUAAAAACAUGUGAACUAGAUGAAUUAGCUGCUCAAACAUGUGCUUAUAUGGCUACAACUCAUCCUGAUUUUUCUAUAUUAGCUGCCCGUAUAACUACAGAUAAUUUACAUAAAAAUACCAGUGAUGAUAUUGCAGAAGUGGCAGAGGCAUUGUAUUCUUAUAAGGAUAUUAGAGGAAGGCCAGCUAGUCUUAUUAGUAAAGAAGUUUAUGAUUUUAUUAUGUUGCAUAAAGAUCGUUUAAAUAAAGAAAUUGAUUAUACAAGGGACUUUAAUUAUGAUUAUUUUGGAUUUAAAACAUUAGAAAGAUCUUAUUUAUUACGUAUUAAUAAAAAAAUUAUUGAAAGGCCACAACAUUUAUUAAUGAGAGUAUCUAUUGGUAUACAUAUCGAUGAUAUAGAAAAAGCAUUAGAAACUUAUCAUUUAAUGUCACAAAAAUAUUUUACUCACGCAACUCCAACAUUAUUUAACUCUGGAACACCAAGACCACAAAUGUCUUCUUGUUUUUUGUUGUCAAUUAAAGCAGAUUCUAUUGAAGGAAUUUUUGAAACUUUAAAACAGUGUGCUUUAAUUAGUAAAACUGCAGGAGGUAUUGGUGUAGCAGUUCAAGAUGUAAGAGGGCAAAAUUCUUAUAUUAGAGGUACAAAUGGUAUAUCCAAUGGUCUCGUUCCUAUGUUGAGAGUUUUUAAUGAUACUGCAAGAUAUGUAGACCAAGGUGGAGGAAAAAGAAAAGGAUCUUUUGCUGUUUAUAUUGAGCCAUGGCAUUCUGAUAUUUUCGAAUUUUUAGAUUUAAGAAAAAAUCAUGGAAAAGAAGAAUUAAGAGCAAGGGAUUUAUUUUAUGCUAUAUGGGUACCUGAUUUAUUUAUGAGGAGAGUAAAAGAAAAUAAAAAUUGGACUUUGAUGUGCCCCAAUGAAUGUCCUGGAUUAAGUGAUACUUGGGGAGAAGAAUUUGAAAAAUUAUAUACUAAAUAUGAAGAACAGAAUUUAGGAAAAAAAACUGUAUUGGCUCAAGAUUUAUGGUUUGCCAUAUUACAAAGUCAAAUAGAAACAGGGGUUCCAUAUAUGUUGUACAAAGAUUCUUGUAAUGCUAAAUCAAAUCAAAAAAAUUUAGGUACUAUAAAAUGUAGUAAUUUAUGUUGUGAAAUUAUAGAAUAUACGUCCCCUGAUGAAGUUGCUGUGUGUAAUUUAGCUUCAAUUGCAUUAUGCAAAUUUGUAGAUGUUGAAAAAAAACAAUUUGAUUUCAAAAAGUUAUAUGAAAUUACAAAAAUUAUUACAAGAAAUUUAGAUAAAAUUAUUGAAAGAAAUUAUUAUCCAGUCAAAGAAGCAAGAACUUCAAAUAUUAGACAUAGACCUAUUGGUAUUGGGGUUCAAGGAUUAGCAGACACCUUUAUGUUAUUAAGAUAUCCUUAUGAAUCUGAGCCUGCUAAAGAAUUAAAUAAAAGGAUCUUUGAAACUAUGUAUUAUGCUGCUUUAGAAAUGUCUGUAGAACUAGCACAAAUUUAUGGACCUUAUGAAUCAUUUCAAGGAAGUCCAGCAAGUCAAGGAAUUUUACAAUUUGAUAUGUGGAAUGCAAAAGUAGAUAAUAAAUAUUGGAAUUGGGAUGAAUUAAAAGCUAAGAUACGUAAACAUGGUUUAAGAAAUUCUUUAUUACUAGCACCUAUGCCAACUGCGUCAACAUCUCAAAUUCUCGGAAAUAACGAAUCGUUUGAACCUUAUACUAGUAAUAUUUAUUAUAGAAGAGUUUUGAGUGGAGAAUUUUUUGUUGUUAACCCUCAUUUGUUAAAAGAUUUAUUUGAUAGAGGAUUGUGGGAUGAAGAUAUGAAGCAACAAUUGAUUGCACACAAUGGAAGUGUUCAAUAUAUAAGUGAAAUACCUGAUGAUUUAAAAGAAUUGUAUAAAACUGUUUGGGAAAUUAAGCAAAAAAAUAUUAUAGAUAUGGCUGCUGAUAGAGGAAUUUUUAUUGAUCAAUCUCAAUCAUUAAACAUUUAUAUUCAAAAGCCAACAUUUGCAAAAUUGUCGAGUAUGCAUUUUUAUGGAUGGGAAAAGGGAUUAAAAACAGGAGCUUAUUAUUUAAGAACUCAAGCUGCAACUGAUGCAAUUAAGUUUACAGUUGAUACACAUGUAGCUAAAAAUGCAGCAAAACUAAAAAAUGCAGAUGGAAUAGCUAUUACAAGAGAAAUUUCAAGGGAGACCAUUUCAACAGAGUCAACUGUUACGCAAAAUGUAUGUCCAUUACGUCGUAAUAAUGAUGAUCAAUGUCUAAUGUGUUCAGGAUAA